This is a messenger RNA of Alligator sinensis (Chinese alligator), 3910 nucleotides long. RefSeq names its product SRP receptor subunit beta (gene SRPRB). Lineage: Eukaryota; Metazoa; Chordata; Crocodylia; Alligatoridae. Bases 1 to 819 code for a protein of 272 amino acids. Gene Ontology annotation, biological process: protein targeting to ER. Gene Ontology annotation, cellular component: signal recognition particle receptor complex. The transcript is spliced from 8 exons. The record is from RefSeq and is a predicted model, not a curated record.
AUGAUCGUCCACCCGGCAGCACUGCUGUGCGUCUGCCCGGCUGCAGUGCUGGAUCCGCCCCUGGAGCCUGACCCUGAAGCCAAGAAAACUACGACUCCCAUGAGCCUCCAGCGUCGGGCGCGGCUGACGCUGCGGGGCGUGGCCGCCACCCUGCUGGUUUGGAGACUUCUACGCAGCAGGAAGAGCAGCCGGAGAGCAGUGCUUCUGCUGGGCCUUUGUGACUCAGGGAAGACUCUGCUUUUUGUCCGUUUGUUAACAGGCAAAUACCGAAACACCCAAACCUCCAUAACAGAUAGCUCUGCCAUAUACAAAGUCAGCAAUGACAAGGGCACUAGCAUGACUUUGAUUGACCUCCCAGGCCAUGAGAGUCUGCGGCUUCAGUUCUUGGAGAAGUUCAAGGCCGCAGCCCGAGCGAUUGUGUUUGUCGUGGACAGUGUCAUGUUCCAGCGGGAGGUGAAGGAUGUGGCAGAGUUCCUGUAUCAGGUCCUUGUGGAUGGCAUGGUAUUAAAAAAUGCUCCCCCGCUGCUAAUAGCCUGCAACAAGCAAGACAUCACAAUGGCCAAAUCAGCCAAGCUUAUUCAGUUGCAGCUGGAGAAGGAGCUCAACACCUUGCGAGUGACCCGCUCAGCUGCUCCUACCAGCUUGGAUGGCUCGACCUCUGGCGGCGCUGCUCAGCUGGGCAAAAGGGGCAAGGAGUUUGACUUCUCACAGCUGCCCAUGAAGGUGGAAUUUGUCGAGUGCAGUGCCAGGGGCAGCAAGGGGGAUGAAGGCAGCGCUGACAUCGAGGACUUAGAGAAGUGGCUGGCCAAGAUUGCCUGAGAGCGGGGAGCCUGGGGGAGACGGUAGAGACCAGUGAGGGGGAGGGAGAAACUCAUGGUGAAGGCAUUUGGCAUCUAAGAGGAAAGCACUGCUUUGAAGGAGACACCCUGCAAUAUCAUCGUGCUUCAGAGAUGAUUUCAGACAUGGCUCAUAGGUAAAUGCAGUUACUGUCUCGGGGCUGGGCUCGAGUUGAUUUAAUAACGUACUUGCUGCUGGGAUCUCAGCAGAGCACAGCCCUGCUCUUUCCUUUUCAACCUGCUUCCUCUGGGAUGUUGACCCCAUGGUUUCUUUGAUUCUUGGAAUAGGAUUUUGGUCAGGGCAGGCAGCCUGUAUCAGAGGCAGUUUUCAAAGGGACAGGUGGCUUAUUUUUAGGUAUCAGCAGUCGUCUUGGCCUUGAAUUCCAUGAUUGUUCCCAAUUUUGCUUGGCCUCUUCUCCUCCCUGGUGCCCAUCAAAGUUACCAUCCUCCCUGUGUGUGGCUCUGACUUCUUUUCCCCUCUCUGCCUUCUCACUGCUUCAGGAGUAGCAAGGCUGUGAUUUUUGUGUGGCUGUGGCUAAAAUUCAGUGACUUGCCCAGUUGCACGUGCUCCUGAGAAAUCAACUGCUGAAUGCUAUUGGAAUAUAUAAAAAAGUUGCUUAAACAAAGGCUUGGAGGCUCUUCCUCUCCUCUCCCCUACAACCCCCCCCCAAACCAGUACCCAGCAUCACGUCUUCAAAGGUGCUUCAUCCAUGUCCACUCCCAAAUGGCAGUGGCUGCGCUUUCCGAAGCGUGUGAUAGAGACUACAGGGAUGCUGAGCAUCUGCAAAAUCUGGCCACUUCUGUGUUGGGUCCCAAGGAGUGUGGAGCCCUCGAAAAACCCUGUCCCCUCUAGGCAAGGCAGUUGGUGACUGGGCACUGAGGAGCAUCUGAAUAUGGUUCUAUUCCCGUCUCUUCUGCUGGCUUGCUUGUGCCAGCAGUGUUAAGCAAGCACAUGCAUUCUUGUAGGUGACUUCUCAGCAGCCCUGCAGGUUUACUUGGAUGGGUGACCUCCCUUAAAGAACACCGUAGUAGUUGUCAUUACAAUGGUGGCCUAGGCUGAAGUGUGGAGGGGUGGGGGGCACAGUCUCGUUAGACUGGCAAGGACAAGUCACUUAAUUUGAAUGCAGCCUGAGGUCUGGAUUCCCAUUUCCACAAGCUAUCUGCUCAUGCUUGAGUUUGGAAGGGGGCAGGUGCUGUGAAUCCACUUGUGUUCAGGAGACCAAACCCCACUUCUGAUACUCAAACAUCUGAAAACAGCCUGGCCAGCUAGCUGGGCACUCUCCCCCAACAAGAAUUACUGCUAAGCGUGGGAGACUUAUAAAAAUGUGUAUGAAGAUGCUAUAUACUUGCAAGUUUCUCUUGUAUUUGGUUACCUCAUAUUUUGACUUUAGACCUUAAUCCCACUAGUGGAGAUGUGGAGUCUUAGAGGCUACACCAGUUAUGCCAGAGCAAGAAUAGAGACAUUCCCAGUUAAAAACAUGUCUGGUUAUCAGAUGCACUUAGUAAUUUUCUUGAUAUUGCUUCAUUUGGAAAGUUGGCUGUACAGCUGGUGGGAGUCAGUAGGUGUGUGACUGGCUCACAUGGGCCUUCCCAGAGGCAGGCUAGGCUGGCCUGGGAACCAGUUUCACAAACGAGCAGGGACCUUUUUUAGCAGCAAGUUGCAUGUGCACGUGUUGGGGUGCAAGGCAGCUGCCCUAAUGGGCUGGCUGAGAUCGGACUUCUUGGGGACCUUUCCAAAUGGGUUUCUGUCUGCCCCUGCUCCACAGGGGCUCUGGCUACUGCAUGGUCUGUGCCUGGAGUGGACUUUUAUGGCAGAACUUGGUCAGAGCGAGCCCUUUGAUGCUGGGCUGCCCACAUUGCCUCCCCUUCCCUCACUGGAACCUUUGCUACAAAGAGGAGCCCAGUGAACCAGCACCACUGCUCCUGCUCGUUUGUGCUGUAAGGGGACCAUCUCUGCUGCAUCUGAACAAGAGCAGCUGCUGCUCUUACUUGGAGAAGCAGUGAGUACUCUUGUUCACGAUGGACGAUUCUGGGCUUCCCUUACCAGGUGCCUCUCCCCCCCGCUUACUCUGGCAGAUGGAGCAGGAAGGAUGGCAUAAACCUGUGCUCUCCCAGUGUCGAGGAGCAGGAGCGUGAGAUCUGAAUGUCGCUCCUGGUAUUCCCAGCCUGCUGUUCUCUGGCAGCUUCCCUUCUCCAGGUGUGAUGGCUGAAUUCAUCACCACCCAACAUGCCCUUUAUCAGAGGCUGUGUUCAGCAGCCAAGUAUUCUCUUCACGGUGUGUUCCUCUCCCCGCUGGCUCCUCACGUUCACUGCUUUGUGCUACCUGGUCUGCUACUAAAGUGCUUUCUGCAAAUAGUGCUGAUUCUUCAAGAGAUGUUGAUUUUUCUGGAGCUGGGAUGUGCUUCCCGCACUUGAGCCCCCAGUCUCCUGGCUGCCACGAGUCCUUUCCUCCUGUUUUACCAACAAGAAGCUAGUGCCAAGAAUUCAGUCAUGCGGUGAAUAUUGUGGGGUAGUGGCAGCAGGGAGGGAGGUCUCCAAGAACAGCUCCUCCUGGCUUGGUUGUCUUGUUCAGCCCCGCUUGAAGCAAGUCUGAUCGGGAGUGCACUGGCUGAGAUGGAAAUGCACAGAUGUAAGAGUUGGCUGUUGUGCUUCCCAUGCACAGCCUGCUCCUGCUCAAUUCCUGACUUACAAUUGUAGGGCGGGGAAGUUGAGAUGAUAAAUGCUCUCAGGUCACAAGACCAAAGCUCUUCAUUCAACCGAUUUUUGCAUUAAGAUGUGCUUUUAAAUGUCAAAGUGUGUGCUUUUUCAGCAGCCAUGUGUUGCUGCGUCUGUCUGUCUUCUGUCACAGCUUGAAUUAGCUCACCAGGGCCAUGGCUUGGUUCUCUUUACUUGCAUCUGCCAUGCUGCAGCAAGACAUGAUGUUGUCUUUAUUUGCCAUUUAUUCUAUGGAGGCCUGCCUCUUUGGCCAAAGCAGGCCAAGUUCCAGCCUGUAGGGUGUCAUAAUGCUUGAGCCCAUUUUGGUUUUAAAUUAUUGUUUAUAGAUAUAUUUACUUUAGUAAAGAAGUUUGGCUAAA